GGCGCAUGCAAGUUCGCCGAGCCGGAAACACCACAAGCCUCUCACAACCCGUUCUCAAUGGUCCUGUGCACACAGACCCCGUGCUGUUUUCUCCUUCUCUUAAUAACAUCAACACUGUUGAAUCGUACCCUCGCCAGCUAGAAGCAAUCGCUAAGUCAGCAGACCGAGGUUGGAAGCUCCGAGUCCGAAGCUCGACAUAGUAUCUCAAUGGACCGGCUACAGGCGCUCGAGUCUGCACUCGAGAAAAUAGUCCUGAACCCACAGUACCAUGACAUUCUCACGCUCGUGAAAGGCAUCCGCAAUGGCAUUGUCUAUGGGACCAAAGUGCGGUUUCCGCACGCUUUGGUAAUGAUAUUUCUCUUCCGCCACGGCUCAUUACGCUCCAAAUGCUGGCUCGUCUUCAAAGCCACCCGCCAACAUGCCCGCAACCUCGGCCUCUUUGCUCUUGCAUACAAAUCUACCAUGCUUCUCCUCCGGUACACCUCCCCAACCGGUAAAGAACGCCAUUACGACGCAUUCCUCGCGGGCCUUUUCGGCGGCUACAUGGUCUUCGGCCGCGACAUCCACAACUCAGUUUCCCAACAAAUCGUCAUAUAUGUGUUCGCUCGAGUAUGUCUAGCGAUAGCGAAGCUAGCUGUGCAACCGCGAGGCGUGGGGAAGAUCGAAGGCGGCGGAGGAGGCAUGGGUCUAAUAUCCAACGAGCAGCUCAGGAGAGAAAUCACACGGAAUGCGUGGCCUGCUUUUGCGAGUGUGAGUUGGGCUAUGGUCAUGUAUGUCUUCAGAUGGCAUCCAGAGACUGUGCAGCCCAGUUUGAGGAGUAGUAUGCAGUAUAUAUAUGUACAAUCGGAUCAUUGGGAUUCGCUAAGGAAUUUCGUCUGGCAUAACAAAUGAACCCGACACAAGGGAAGGAGAUGCUGUCUGGGGAGCUAGUUUGUAAGCGACUCACGUUUGCUUCAUGUGUAUGAUUCACUAUCCUGUAUGAUUUAAACACAGUGGUAACUGCAUGAGAGAGACACAGUUUGGAGGGGCGUUUUGCGUGUGUGAUCCUCAUUGCACUUAGAAGACAUGCGAG
Lindgomyces ingoldianus is the source of this 1072-nucleotide messenger RNA. RefSeq names its product peroxisomal membrane protein 4. Gene Ontology annotation, cellular component: peroxisomal membrane. Bases 208 to 891 code for a protein of 227 amino acids. Lineage: Eukaryota; Fungi; Ascomycota; Dothideomycetes; Pleosporales; Lindgomycetaceae. The record is from RefSeq and is a predicted model, not a curated record. The transcript is spliced from 5 exons.